CCUUUCUAGCCGACUGCACCCUCUAUGAUCGCUCAAGACAACCGAGUCGAACCGGAGUGGGUGUGUGGACUUCCUUUAUCCUCUUCCUGCUUCCGGUUGGAGGGUGAUUUCCUUUUGUUCUCUAUGACAACGGUAUCCUGUACUGUUGUGUAUAGUUAAACUGGAGCUUCUUUGCCUCUUGGGAUUUCCCCCAAUUAGGUGGCAGAAAAGAUGUUUGAUUAUAUCAAAUCUUGGGCUGAAUAUAUUGUGGAAUGGGCUGCAAAGGAUCCUUAUGGAUUUCUUACAACAGUGAUCCUAGCUCUGACACCUCUAUUCUUAGCAAGUGCAGUACUGUCAUGGAAACUAGCGAAAAUGAUUGAAGCCAAAGAGCGAGAGCAAAAGAAGAAACAAAAGCGCCAGGAAAAUAUUGCUAAAGCUAAACGAACAAAGAAGGACUAAGAUGUCAAUCCUACUGGACAGAACUUUUCUCAAAAAGGCACUGUUCUUAAAUUUGCCUCUUUGCACAGAGAUGAAUGUGCAUAAAAUUGAAUAUUCUUGAAAUGACUUGUUUUUUACUUUGUGUUAAGUCUGUGGUAAUUCAUUAGGACUUACUUCCUAAUUUAGGGUAUAUUUGUACGCUACAGUGCAUGUCUAAAGUAUCUUUUUAAAAUUAUUGUCUCAUUGAUUGAAAACCUAAUUACUUAUGAUUUUAUAGCAUGGAAAAGAAAUGUACUGUUUAUUUUCUACACUCUUUUCUACUACAGACUUAACAGGAUAGCUUCUUUCUACUGUGACUUAUUUCUAUAUACCAGACUCUCCUGAUCUCAUUGUAAAAGUCAGUAUUUUCAUCUUGCAGUGAUCAAUUCAUUUGUUGGAACUUGUACUACCUUGACUAUGGAAUCUUACAUGGUAAUUAACAUUCCUACAGAAGUGUA
Lacerta agilis (Sand lizard) is the source of this 914-nucleotide messenger RNA. It is a transcript of the gene SMIM15, whose product is annotated as small integral membrane protein 15. Bases 211 to 438 code for a protein of 75 amino acids. The record is from RefSeq and is a predicted model, not a curated record. The transcript has 3 exons. Lineage: Eukaryota; Metazoa; Chordata; Lepidosauria; Squamata; Lacertidae.